Molecule: messenger RNA, 330 nt
Organism: Macrosiphum euphorbiae (potato aphid)
Lineage: Eukaryota; Metazoa; Arthropoda; Insecta; Hemiptera; Aphididae
Source: the annotation of a GenBank genome assembly
AUGGAUAAAUAUAAAACAGCAAAGUCACUAAAUGAUAUUGGUUUAUUUGUUAAUUGUUCUGAAAGGUUUGAUUGUUUAAUGUCAGUGUCUAAUAAAACUACUGAUUCUAUUUUAAUACAACUGGAUAAAAAAUUGAAAUCUGAGAUAGAACAAAACUGUGCCAAAUUAAAACCAAUUAUUGAAACUGUUAUGUUUUGUGGCCGUCAAGGUCUACCUUUGCGUGGUCAUCGAGACUCAGGUCCAAUAGACUAUGACAAUCCUCCUGUUGAAAAUGAUGAUGAAGUUCUUAAUGACUUUGCAAAAGACUCAAGAAAAAUAAGAUUGCUAUAG